Messenger RNA from Mixia osmundae IAM 14324, 748 nucleotides. RefSeq lists its product as uncharacterized. NCBI's taxonomy places the organism in Eukaryota, Fungi, Basidiomycota, Mixiomycetes, Mixiales, Mixiaceae. Gene Ontology annotation, cellular component: mitochondrion. The transcript has 4 exons. The record is from RefSeq and is a predicted model, not a curated record. Bases 44 to 649 code for a protein of 201 amino acids. Gene Ontology annotation, molecular function: 2 iron, 2 sulfur cluster binding. Gene Ontology annotation, biological process: P450-containing electron transport chain; positive regulation of oxidoreductase activity.
ACAAAUUUGGUCGAUCAACCAGCUCGGACCGAUCAGACAGGCCAUGAAGGCCACGCAAGCAUGCAGAGCAGCAUCGAAGCAACUGGCGAGCAGCAGUACAGCUCUCCCAUCAGCGCAAACAGCGUCACGACCUUCUCCGCGACCACUCCUUUCGUGGCAAUCUCUGUCAUCGCCGAGCAUGAGACCGCUCUUUGCUUCCCAUUGCCUGGCUCGUGCAACUUUGCCUGCUCAGCGACAGUUUAGUCAGAGUGUGCCGCAUGCUCACGGGGGCAAAGGCAGGCCAGCGCCAGGCACGGGAGUCAAAGUGACUGUGAAGAGCAGCAAGGGCGAAGAGAUAAAGACAGUAGAAGGCAAUGUUGGGGAUGACAUAGUAGACUUGGCAUGGGAAUACGAUCUGGAUGUGGAAGCGGCAUGCGAAAAGAGCGUCGCCUGCUCGACGUGUCACGUCAUCCUCUCACCUGAGCAUUACGAUAUGCUCGAGGAACCCACAGACGAAGAGAAUGAUAUGCUUGACCUCGCAUUCGGACUGAAGGAAACGUCACGGCUAGGCUGUCAAGUCAAACUGACGAAAGAAUUAGACGGUAUGACCAUAACGCUACCCGCAGCAACUCGCAACAUGUCUGUAGAUGGUCAUAAAUCGAGUCAUUAGCGCUUGGCAUGCCUUGCAUAUUGCAUCCAUCUCUGCCAGAAGUUUGCAUGAUCUCAAUCGGAUGCUAGUGCUGCUCGGUAUCGAUCAAGCUAUGCCCAG